UGUAGUGGUGCACAGCUUCGCCUCAUAGCAGUCUAUACCUACCACCAGUUUGCGAUGCGCUACUAGUCAGGAACAAGGCUGCAGCUCAUGGAGCGUCUCAGAAUUCCUCGUAACAGGAAUAUCAAUGCCAAAUGCCUGUUGGAAUCUCACAAACCUACUUCUGUACUUUUUAGCGGUAGAGGCGUUUCUUUGCCUACCGCCUGUUGGAAACUUGAGUCAUUACCAGACUUCGAUCGACUUGCAAACUGGGUUUCGAUUCCCCACAAAUACUCUGACCUUUUUGGACUUGGACACUGAUAGGACUUGUACUGCAUCAUUAUCAGAUGUCUUCAGAUUUACGUUCGUACUUUAAAGUUGUACAGUAAAGUUAGAUUUAAAGGUUCCACAUACAAGUUGUGUCG
Messenger RNA from Suillus bovinus, 401 nucleotides. RefSeq lists its product as uncharacterized. The record is from RefSeq and is a predicted model, not a curated record. Lineage: Eukaryota; Fungi; Basidiomycota; Agaricomycetes; Boletales; Suillaceae. The coding region runs from base 125 to 352 and encodes 75 amino acids. The transcript has 3 exons.